Molecule: messenger RNA, 1056 nt
Organism: Schistocerca nitens (vagrant locust)
Lineage: Eukaryota; Metazoa; Arthropoda; Insecta; Orthoptera; Acrididae
Exons: 7
Coding region: 1-1056 (351 amino acids)
Source: RefSeq, a predicted model, not a curated record
AUGACCUAUAAGGUUCCCUCUGGGCCGCAGGGCGCGAAUCUACAGGGCGCGUCGGCGCUCAUGCUUACCGAAGUUCAUCUCCUGGAAGCAGCACCUCCGGUCUCCGACACGGUCACACCAGAACUGCCCUACUACGCCUUUGUCCACUAUCCACCCGCGGAAGGCGACAUUCACGCUAAGGCGACGUAUGCUUGGAGGGACACGGGCCUCCCCGACGGCGAGACCCCUGGCGCCAGCUCGGUCGCGCUGCUUUUGUGUGUUGCAGGCGCCUGGGGCCUGAAGCUGCUGGAGGCACGCAUCCCGUCGUACGUGGUCCGCAACCAGAGCGUGACGCACCAGUGCCUGUUCGACCUGGAGGGCGAGGCGCUCUACUCGGUCAAAUGGUACAAGGACGGCCGCGAGUUCUACCGCUACGUGCCCCGGGACGCGCCGCCAGCCCAGCUCUUCCCGCUUGCGGGGGUCACCGUAGACAUGGAGAGCUCCAACGCCAGCCAGGUGGUGUACAAGACGGUGGGACUGGGCAGCUCCGGCCGCUACCGCUGCGAGGUGUCCGGGGAGGCGCCCUCCUUCCAGACCGUCACGGACCACGGGGACAUGGUCGUCGUCGCUCUGCCGGAGGAUGGCCCAGUGAUCACGGGCGCGCGGGCCCGCUACCACGUGGGCGACACGGUGCACCUCAACUGCACUUCCGGCCGUUCCAGACCUCCCGCGGAACUCACGUGGUUCGUCAACGGCGAACAGGCGAAUUCCAGCGUUCUGGUGGGCCCCGAGGUGGUGGGCCCGGCUGACGCGGAAGGCCUGGUGUCGGCACGGCUGGGACUGCACUUCCGGUCGCAGGCGGCGCACUUCCGGCACGGCGGCUCGAUGAAGCUCAAGUGCCUGGCGACGGUGGCCACCGUCUACUGGCGCAGCAACGAGGAGAGCGUGCGCGGAGACAAGCCCCAGAGGGCGCGCGUCAUGGAGAGCCGGGGAGCCGCCGCCGCCGCCCGCGGGCCCGCCGCCUGCGCGCUCUGCACGCUGCCCGCAGCAUGCUUCAUUAAUCCUCACUACAGGUGA